AUGUCGAGCAACAACCAAGAACCCAGCCACGAUGAGAGUCUCAGUAACCUUCCUGCUGGCGCAACAGAUGUCAGCCUGGGAGAAGGCCAGAAAGACCCUCUAGGCAAUGCCCUGAACAAAGGACUUUCUCCUGUCGGCACAGCUAUUGGUGGUCUCACAAAUGGAGGAUACACCAAGAGCAAAGAGAUGGAUAAGCCUCAAGAAGAAGAGAAGAUUGGCGGAAAGGAGCAGACUGGACAGAAUCCCUUAGGGCUGUAA
This is a messenger RNA of Aureobasidium musti, 258 nucleotides long. The record is from the annotation of a GenBank genome assembly. NCBI's taxonomy places the organism in Eukaryota, Fungi, Ascomycota, Dothideomycetes, Dothideales, Saccotheciaceae.